AUGGCCACAAAAAGCACCAACUCAAAGAAAUACCUCCAGCUGUUCCUUUUUCAGGUUGCUCUUCUAGGGCCUGUAUUCUGUGGGAAGGUGUUGGUCUGGCCAACAGAAGGCAGCCACUGGCUGAACAUGAAUGUGAUUAUCCAGGAGCUCAUCCGCCGUGGGCACAGCAUUACUAUCAUGGUGUCCAAUGCUACCCUCUUCAUUACACCCAAGGCUAAGACUGUUGAGGAGUUUGAAAUCUAUAAUGUGCCCUACAAGAAGGACUUCCCUGAGAGUCUGAUUAAUGGCAUAGUGGCACUCUGGCUCAAUAACAGGCCAACCAUCUUUACCUUCUGGCAGUUUUACAGGGAGCUGGGAAAACUGUCCGUAGGCUGGCAGAAGCUGAACAAGCUCAUGUGUGAGGCAGUGCUAGCUAACCAAGAGAUGAUGGCCCGUCUGCAGGGGUCUGGCUAUGACAUGGUGCUGUCAGACCCGGUAACCCCCUGUGGGGAACUCCUGGCUCUCAAGCUGGACAUUCCCUUUGUCUACUCACUACGUUUCUCCCCAGCCUUCACUCUGGAAAGGCACUGUGGCAAGAUCCCAACCCCAGCAUCCUACACGCCUGCUACCCUGUCUGAGCUCACUGACCACAUGUCCUUUGGUGAGAGGAUAAAAAACUUUGUGUCUUACCACCUGCAAGACUACGUUUUCCGGACCUACUGGGGACAUUGGGAUAUCUACUACAGCAAGAUCUUAGGAAGACCCACAACCCUGUGUGAGACGAUGGGGAAAGCAGAGAUAUGGUUAAUCAGAACGUACUGGGAUUUCGAAUUUCCACGCCCUCUCCUGCCCAACUUUGAGUUUGUUGGAGGACUUCAUUGCCAGCCUGCAAAGCCAUUGCCAAAGGAAAUGGAAGAAUUUGUUCAGAGCUCAGGGGAACAUGGCAUUGUGGUAUUCUCCCUCGGAUCCAUGGUCUACAACCUAAGUGAUGAAAAAAGCAAUGUGAUUGCCAAAGCCCUCAGCCAGCUUCCACAAAAGGUCCUCUGGCGGUACAAAGGGAAAAAACCUGAAACUCUGGGCUCCAACACCAGGAUUUAUGACUGGAUACCCCAAAAUGACCUGCUUGGUCAUCCUUUGACAAAGGCCUUUAUUACACAUGGUGGGACCAAUGGGAUCUAUGAAGCCAUCUACCACGGGAUCCCCAUGGUUGGGAUUCCCAUGUUUGCCGACCAGCACGACAACAUUGCUCACCUGACGGCAAAGGGAGCUGCAGUUCGGGUGGAUUUCAGCACACUGACGACACAGGACCUAGUUGAUGCCCUGAACACAGUCAUUAACAAUUCCACCUAUAAGGAAAAUGCUCUAAGGUUAUCCAAGAUACACCAUGACCAGCCAGUUAAGCCUCUGGACAGAGCUGUCUUCUGGAUUGAAUUUGUCAUGCGUCACAAAGGAGCAAAGCACUUGAGACCAGCUGCUCACAAUCUCACCUGGUACCAGUACCACUGCUUUUUUUUUUCCUGUGCAGCCACUGUUGUCUUCAUUCUUGUCAAGUGCUGCUUAUGUUGCUGUAGAAGAUGUGGCAGGAUUGCAAAGAAGAAGAAAGAAUAGACAUCCUGUUCCCAUCAGCACUUUUUCUUCUCCUA
Molecule: messenger RNA, 1622 nt
Organism: Acanthisitta chloris (rifleman)
Lineage: Eukaryota; Metazoa; Chordata; Aves; Passeriformes; Acanthisittidae
Gene: UGT2A2
Product: UDP glucuronosyltransferase 2 family, polypeptide A2
Molecular function (GO): UDP-glycosyltransferase activity
Source: RefSeq, a predicted model, not a curated record